AUGUCAAAACUCUUCUCUCCCCUCAAGGUGGGCCGCAUUGAGCUCGCCCACCGAAUUGCCAUGGCGCCCAUGACCCGGUACAGAGCCGACGAUAACCACGUUCCACUGCCCAACGUGAAGGAGUACUAUGCGCAGAGAGGAGCUGUUCCUGGCUCGCUGUCCAUCACCGAGGCUACCUUCAUUUCUCAGCAAGCUGGUGGCUAUGCAAACGUUCCUGGAAUCUACACACAAGAGCAGAUUGAUGCUUGGAAAGAGGUUGUGGAUGCCGUUCACAAGAAAGGAUCGUACAUCUAUCUCCAGCUAUGGGCUCUAGGACGCGCUGCCAAGGCGGAAGUUUUGAAGGAAGAGAGUAACUCAGAUCUUGUUUCUGCUAGCGAUGUACCAGAGUCUCCUGAUGCUGCCGUUAAGCCACGUCCUCUAAGAGAGGAGGAAAUUCUUCAGUACAUUGAAGACUACACACAGGCGGCCAAGAACGCUGUUGCUGCCGGAUUCGACGGCGUAGAGAUCCACGCCGCCAACGGCUACUUGAUCGAGCAGUUCAUUCAGGAGCUCACCAACAAGCGAACCGAUCAAUGGGGUGGAAGUAUUGAGAACCGAGCACGCUUCGCGUUGGAGGUGACCAAGGCUGUUGUUGGAGCUAUUGGCGCAGACCGGACCGGAAUCCGGUUCAGCCCAUUUGCCGACUUUAUGGGAGACAUUACCUAUGAUCCCAUUCCCCAAUAUGAGUACAUUGCCGAGCAGUUGAAGCCUUACAAGCUGGCCUAUGUACACUUGGUUGAGUCUCGCGAGAAGGGCAACGAUAUCACGCCAGUCAUCAAGGCCUAUGCCAAUACCAGCCCUGUGCUUGUAGCCGGAGGAUUCGAGCUCGAGUCCAGCAAAAAGGCCGUUGACGAGGAGUACAAGGACUACGACAUUGUUAUUGCGAUUGGCCGACCAUACACUUCCAACCCCGAUCUGCCUUUCCGGUUCCAACAGGGAAUCGCUCUCACGCCGUACCAGAGAGAGACGUUUUUCACUGCCAAGCUGGACAAGGGCUUCCUCGACUUUCCUUUUAGCGAACAGUUUACUGCGCUCAAGGCACAGGCAUAG
Molecule: messenger RNA, 1089 nt
Organism: Trichoderma gamsii
Lineage: Eukaryota; Fungi; Ascomycota; Sordariomycetes; Hypocreales; Hypocreaceae
Product: NADPH2 dehydrogenase
Exons: 1
Coding region: 1-1089 (362 amino acids)
Molecular function (GO): NADPH dehydrogenase activity; FMN binding
Source: RefSeq, a predicted model, not a curated record